ACAUUUCCAUUUCCAUGCAGGUAUUCCGUGUGAGCCUGGUGCUGCUGGCCGCCCUGCCUCUGGUGUGCCACGCCUAUCCCGCAGCGGACAAGUCCCUCUCGCUGGAGGACGUAUCCUCAGACCUGGACAACGAACAGGGCGAGAGCGUGAAGGAGUCACAGAUAGCCAAGCGUUCCGGCAGCUUCGACUAUGUGGCGCACCUGAAGUCGGGUCUGCUGUCGGGCAUUGGCCAGGCCUCUGCCUCGAUUGCCGGUGGAAGCUCUGGUGGCAGCCAUGGAGGAGGUGGCGACAGCUACAAGUCCCACGAAAUUGUGGUCCAUGGCAACUCCGUGGACUAUGAUCCCUGGUCGUUCAAGAAGUCCGUGCUGAACACCAUCUUCCAGGCGGUCAAGGCCAUCACUGGCGGUGUGACUGCUCUCAAGGGUCAGCUGAUCAAGGGCAGCGGGUAUGCCCUGAGUGCGGGUGGCAAUCUGGUGGCCGCCGGCGGCGACAAGGUCACGGAUGUGGGCAAGUCUAUCAUCAACUCGGCGCACAUCAACUCCCACACCUACGCCACUAGUCACUCCAGCGGCAGCAGCGGUGGACUCUUCGCCAAGCUCAGCUCCCUGUCGGGUGCCUCUUCCGGUGGCAGCAGCGGCCACAAGUCCGCCCCAUCCCCCGUUAUCCAUACUGAUACCAUCACCACGUACGAGAUACCCAGUGGCCAUGCCAGCUACGGACCGCCAUCAAAGCCCCCGACCUACAGCAGUGCCACGCACCAGUAUCUGCCCCCAGUGGGAGGUAGCUAUGGGGGCAGCGGCGGCGGUGCGCCAUUCAGCGUAAGCCACUCGGCGGCCUUCGAGGCACCGUCCAGCAACUAUCUGCCAUCGGCCUAUGGACAAGAUGCGGACAGCGCCCACAGCAACGACUUCAACAUCUACGGGCGCCACACGAAGCUGACGGAUGACGAGGCCCGACGGGCGGCGAAUCAGCUGCAGGAGAUCCUCAAUCUGCUGCCCAACGGCAAGACGGAGUACACGGCCUCCAAGACGGUAGAUCUGCCCACAGGAGGAUCGGGGCUGGAGCAUGCGGAGGUCUACAACAGCUAUGGAUUGCCGCUGCCCAACACUCUGGGAACCCUAGAGUCCCUCUCGCACACGGAGUCGAUAACGGCAGCAUAUGGACCGGCAGUGAAGAAUCCCGCCGAUGUGUACCACCAGAUGGCCAAGAGGCCGAGCGGAGGACAAACUGCAGAGGAGCUGUACAUUCAGAAGCAUCCCAAUGAGGGCUACGACUAUCCGCCGCCGGCACAGGCACAGGCUCCAGCAGUAGCCCCACAGCCACAAGCUGUGAACGAGUAUCGCGUGGAGAACUACCAUGCCACCAAGAGCAACGCCCUCAAGGAUCUGUCGCCCAUCAUAGCCGCCCUGGAGGUGGCCAAGCGGAAGGGGAAUCACCACCAGAACGGUCCCGUGAACUACGCCAUCGAGAAGCAGGUGCACAAGGAGUUGCCCUUCAACUACCUGCCGCCGGUAGUACAAAAGUCAAAGUAUGUGUACAGUGCGCCACCGCCGGGACGUUAUAGUCACAGUGGGGGCUACAAGGUGCGUCGCCAUGCGCCCAAGCAUCCGAAGCGCGUCUUCCGGCCGCAGGACUACGAGAUACAGGAUCCGCUGAUGUUCAACCGCCUGCUGGAGGUGUGAAGAGCAGCCCGGAGACCAAAGUGUGCUAGAACCUAGUUGUAGUCCUCUAAGUCAUGUGCAGCAUUUAAUCCUAGAUCGUUUACAGCUAACUUAUUUAUG
This is a messenger RNA of Drosophila persimilis, 1781 nucleotides long. RefSeq lists its product as uncharacterized. NCBI's taxonomy places the organism in Eukaryota, Metazoa, Arthropoda, Insecta, Diptera, Drosophilidae. The record is from RefSeq and is a predicted model, not a curated record. The transcript is spliced from 4 exons. Bases 15 to 1682 code for a protein of 555 amino acids.